CUGAGAUAAUUAUCACUUUAUUUGGAGGACGUGGCAAAUACUAGUUAAGACUUUACAUCGGCAAGGAGAUUUGCAAGAAUGCAAACUUCCGUUGGCAAUAUGUCUCGACCCAUGUUGUCCGGCCAGCGUUUUGGUUUAUUCAUUUUACCGAGACACGCUUGCAAACCCUGCAAGAGUGCUGCCGUGGCCUCCGCAAUCCAAGUGGCGCCGGAGGAUAAGUGGCUGGCGCGGACUGUAAAAGAUGUUGCCACGCCACCCGGCCUGGUCACGUUACGCGAAGCGUCCACUGGCGCCCUUGCUACGCUGCGUAUGCCUACUACACGCAAUGAGGAGUACCGGUUUACAGAUAUAUCUCCUCUCCUCAAGACUGCCGUUGAGCCUGCCGCUCCCGGGGCGGUAGUGACCUCGGAGCUGUUGCAGCGGACCGACCUACCGGACGCCGCUGUGGUGGCGGUGGUGGUGGACGGCGUGCUGCGGUCGGAGCUCUGCCGCGGGCUGGCGGACCUGCCAAAGGGCGUGUACGUGGGGCCGCUGGAGGGCGCCUCAGCGGCCGUGGUGGAGAAACUGGGCUCGCUGUCCAACUCCCGGGGGGGUCCCUUCGCGGUUCUGAACGGCUCGCUCACCCCGGGGGUGCUGGUGGUGGCUGCGGAGCCAGGGGCCAGCCUGCCGGGGCCUGUGUUUGUUUUGCACGUGGCAUCGGCUUCGUCCGCUGCCGCUAUCGCCAAUGCUAAUGCGCCGCGAUUGCUCGUCCACGCUGGCGUUGGCUCGUUGGUUGAGGUGGUUGAGGAGUACGUGGGCCUGGAGGACUCCACCACUGCCUCCGCGGCGGCCUCUGCUUCCUCGGAUCAUGGUCACUAUCUGACUGUGAGCAUGGCGGAGCUAUUUCUGGAACCGGCUGCCGAAGUCAAGCACUCGUACGUGCAGCGGGAAGCCGCCGGCAGCUUCCACUUCAAGGGCACACUGGUGCACCAGGCGGAGCGAUCUCGAUACACGGUGACGGAGGCGAGUGUGGGGGCCGCCAUCGCCCGCCACGACCUCACCAUCCUGCAGGGCGGCCCGGAGACCCACACCGAGAUGGGUCACUUCCUGCUGUGCGGCCCCAACCAGCUGCACGAUCUGCACUCCCGCCUGCAGCUGGACCACCCGCACGGUACUGCCAACCAGCUGCACAAGUGCAUCGUCAGCCAUGCCAGCGGCAGGGGCGUCUUUGACGGCAAUGUUAAGGUGAACCGCGCCGCCCAGAAGACCGACGCGGGUCAGCUGAGCCGCAACCUGCUGCUGGUGCCCCUGGCCACCGUCAACGUGAAGCCCAACCUGCAAAUCAUCGCUGACGAUGUCAAGUGCACACACGGUUGCGCGGUAUCAGAUUUGCGGGAUGAGGAGCUGUUCUAUUUCAGGGCCCGCGGAAUCAGUGCGGAGGCGGCCCGUCAGGCGCUGGUGUUUUCAUUUGGGUCGGAGGUGGUGCAGCGCAUGGGCCGGCAGGCGCUGGCCAAGCGCGUGCAGGAGGACGUGUCGCGGACGCUGCGCAGCGUGGAGCAGUUUGCCGGUGCCGCCUGAGGUUCGUUGCGGAGCUUGGUUGCUUGGAGGCGGCGUGAAGCACGUCUCUCCUGGGGGUACCUCUCGGGGGUUGGAGGCAGAGUGGGGCUGCGGAGAGGGGGUGGCUUGCAGCGAGAGCAAGUACUGGUGAUGGGUACGAGGGGCUGGCACAGCGCAAGGGGCCCUGUGCGGCAUGUGGCUAACAUGAAUGAGACACGGGGGCUUGGGGAACGCAAAGGGUGAAUGAGGUGUUAUGAAACAUGCAACAUUAACAUGAG
Molecule: messenger RNA, 1814 nt
Organism: Volvox carteri f. nagariensis
Lineage: Eukaryota; Viridiplantae; Chlorophyta; Chlorophyceae; Chlamydomonadales; Volvocaceae
Gene: sufD
Product: iron-sulfur cluster assembly protein
Exons: 10
Coding region: 79-1557 (492 amino acids)
Biological process (GO): iron-sulfur cluster assembly
Source: RefSeq, a predicted model, not a curated record